AUGGGUGGCUUUUAUAUGGCAUAUCUGGAGAGUUUGUGUCGACGCCGAGGCUGGCGUAAUCCCAUGUACGAGACGUACAAGAGUUCGUCGGGCUUUACCUGCCUAGUCCUCGUCAAUGGUCGGGAAUAUCAGACAGAUCUCGCGUACGAAUCCGAUGGGCUGGCUCAGGAGAACGCGGCAAUGCGAGCGUUUAUGGUAUGCCGUAACUUUUCAGUCAAUGGAGGCAUGCUGGCACGUAAUGGCGUUGUCCAGGGACUGCCCGCCAAUGAGAGCAGUGGCCGACACAAGAGAAGAGGAGGCGGCCGCAGCCAUUCUGUCAAUGUCAGCAGCAGCAGUUCCACAACAUCUUCCGAAUAA
Messenger RNA from Lachnellula hyalina, 357 nucleotides. RefSeq lists its product as uncharacterized. The record is from RefSeq and is a predicted model, not a curated record. Bases 1 to 357 code for a protein of 118 amino acids. The transcript is spliced from 2 exons. Lineage: Eukaryota; Fungi; Ascomycota; Leotiomycetes; Helotiales; Lachnaceae.